Messenger RNA from Alnus glutinosa, 2035 nucleotides. RefSeq names its product probable mitochondrial adenine nucleotide transporter BTL3. Lineage: Eukaryota; Viridiplantae; Streptophyta; Magnoliopsida; Fagales; Betulaceae. Bases 343 to 1638 code for a protein of 431 amino acids. Gene Ontology annotation, biological process: transmembrane transport. The transcript is spliced from 4 exons. The record is from RefSeq and is a predicted model, not a curated record.
GACGCCCAAGUCCGAAUCAAGACGGUCACUCACCAACUCGAAGACGACGAAAAACGGAAUGCGAGCGUGCGGCGAUGGAGGAGUUGGAAGGCAAUCGCCAUCAGUCUAGUUCCAAUUCCUGCUGUCGCUUUCCUUUCCCAAAUCUCAUUCCAUUCCCUCGUGCUAUUCAAGCUUCUCCUGCUAUUCCUGUAACUAUUCCCAUUCCUAUUCCUACCUUUUGUUCAUCAACUACUGCCCCUUGGAAACUCUAAUAAAUGUUGGUGAAAUCCAAACCCCAUUUCCACCAACCCACGCAGCUCCCGAAGCCUCCCUCUCUCACACCACCACUCUCACCGCUUCGCAAUGCACGGCCCGGACCGCUGGCUCACCCGCCUGAUCGAAUCCGAUCCGUCCGAUUCGUUGCCCCUCCUCGGAGGCUUGUUCCUCGACCACCUCAAUGUUCCUGCUUCGUUUGUCAGGUUGAUCUCCCCGGAGAGUUUUUCGGGUUCGGGUUCGGGUUCUCGGAGCCUUAGACUUGAGGCUCCACGGCGAGGAAAGAGAGUCGGCGGCGCGUUUUUGUCGGUGAGCUUGUCGAUAAAGCGGGGCGAUCAUGGGGACAGUGGGUACGUUCGGGAAUCUGGGGAAGUGCUGGGGCAAAACGGGAAUAAGAGUAUGGAGGAAGAGGAGGAGGAGGCGGCGGCGGCGGCGGUGUUUAAGGAGGAAGAGAAGGUACGGAAUGUCAAGGCUGGGGGACCGUAUGCUAUGAACGUGACCAAGCAUCUCUGGGCUGGAGCUGUUUCUGCUAUGGUCUCAAGAACCUUUGUUGCCCCACUUGAGAGAUUAAAGCUGGAAUAUAUAGUUCGUGGUGAGCAGAAGAACCUUUUUGAGCUCAUCAAGACAAUUGCAGCCACUCAAGGGCUGAAAGGUUUUUGGAAAGGAAAUUUUGUCAAUAUUCUUCGCACUGCGCCCUUUAAGGCUAUCAAUUUCUAUGCAUAUGAUACAUACAGAAAUCAACUGAUGAAAUUGACGGGGAAUGAGGAAACCACGAAUUUUGAGAGGUUCAUUGCUGGUGCUGCAUCUGGAAUCACUGCUACCUUGCUCUGCAUACCGAUGGACACUAUCAGGACAAAGAUGGUAGCACCUGGUGGUGAAGCCUUGGGUGGUGUUAUCGGUACUUUCCGCCACAUGAUCCAAACAGAAGGAUUCUUUUCUCUUUACAAGGGCUUAGUACCCUCCAUCGUAAGCAUGGCCCCUUCGGGUGCGGUGUUCUAUGGUGUUUAUGAUAUGUUGAAAUCAGCAUAUCUGCAUUCGCCAGAAGGGAGAAGAAGAAUCCAAAACAUGAAACAAGGUGAGGAACUGAAUGCUUUGGAACAGCUGGAAUUGGGUCCGGGCAGAACAUUAUUGUAUGGGGCGAUUGCUGGUGCUUGUGCUGAAGCUGCUACAUAUCCAUUUGAAGUUGUGAGGAGGCAGCUCCAAAUGCAAGUGCGGGAAUCAAGGUUGAGUGCACUGGCAACUUGCAUCAAGAUUGUUGAGCAAGGAGGUGUUCCUGCUCUCUAUGCAGGAUUAGUUCCCAGCUUAUUGCAGGUUUUACCAUCAGCUGCCAUAAGUUAUUUUGUGUAUGAGUUCAUGAAGAUAGUUCUCAAGGUAGAGUCCACAUAGACAGCCUUCUCAAGUCCAUUGGAGAGCGCUAUACUUUGAUUAAAUGGAGCAGUUGAUGUUUUCAGUUGUCCUUCUGCUCAAGUAUAUUUCUUUUAAAAUUCAUUACUUAUAAAAAAAAAAAGUAUAUUUCUUUUAAAAUUCUCAUGUUACAUUUGAUAUCUACAAGUAGAACAACUGAAAAAAAUUAUUUAUAAAGGAAUAAGAAGGAAAGGAUGCUGGUGAAUGUCUUAGUGAUCUGUUAAACCAUAAUUUUACCCUCCAUUCUUUAUUUGAAGAUUCUCUUUAUUUCAAAUUUUGAUUGAACUUUUCAAAUUUUUUGUAAUGGCAAGGUAGUUUGUCAUCUUUAUUGACAUUAUGUAAUACCAACAGUGAUAUCAUAUUUAGGGUAAUCAAAAUA